CAUUUCUCAUUUUUCAUCACUCGAAAGCCCGAGACCGUUUCUUGUUCACUGAGAUAUUGUGUGAAGAAAAUUUACAAAGCUCUUUUAGGGUUUGAGAAUUCAAAAGGCAGAGAGAAAUGGCGUUGCCGAAGGCCAAGGAGAUCGUUUCGUCCAAUCCGGUCGUCGUUUUCAGCAAGACGUACUGUCCGUUCUGCGUGAGCGUGAAGCAGCUGUUGACUCAAUUGGGAGCGAAUUUCAAGGCUAUUGAGUUGGAUACUGAAAGCGAUGGAAGUGAGAUACAAGCAGCACUUGCUGAGUGGACCAAACAAAAGACUGUGCCCAAUGUAUUCAUUGGCGGGAACCACAUUGGUGGCUGUGACGCUACUACUGCUCUGCACAAGGAAGGGAAACUAGUUCCUCUGCUGACACAAGCUGGAGCUAUUGCCAAGCUUUCUGCUUGAAGAAAUGUUGUUAUCUUGUUAAUGAGUAAAGUUUAAUAAGUGGUAGCCUUAUGGUGUUUCUGUAUUUUGUGUCAAACUUUUUCAAAAUCCUAAAUAAACUUGGACUUGAAGUUGUGUAUUGA
Molecule: messenger RNA, 562 nt
Organism: Corylus avellana
Lineage: Eukaryota; Viridiplantae; Streptophyta; Magnoliopsida; Fagales; Betulaceae
Source: RefSeq, a predicted model, not a curated record